AUGAAUUACCUUCUGAAGCUGCUGAAAUUUAAUUCCUCAUCUGGUAUUCCUAGUGUUUCUCUUGCACAAAUAGGUAGUGCACUUAAUGCCUUUUCUUGUUGUUUAAAUUCUACUCCAUGGAUCAUCGAUUCUAGAGCCUCUGAUCAUAUGACCAGCCUUUCUAAUCUUUUUAGCACUUACUCACCAUGUUCUAGAGUUGAAAAAAUUCGAAUUGCAGAUGGAGUUUCUCACCUAUUGCAGGAAAAGGACUGGAGCUCAGGGAAGAAGAUUGGCAGUGCUAAGAUAAUAGAUGAACUUUACUACUUUGAUGGUGACUUCUCCAGUAAUAAAAAGGGAAGAAUCACUACAACCGGGUACAAAAGUUCCCCUCUAUCUUAUACUCUGAGAAGACCUCAUCAAAAGAGUCAAAGUCAACAUAUUCUUCUUGGAAAUGAUCAAUCUCGACCUCCGGGAAUUGGACCUGCAGAUAUCAUUAGUAGUUUUGUUCCUAACUCAUUUACAGUUCCCGUUGUUUCUCCUAACCAAGAACCAUCAAACCUUGAUAUUCUUGUAGCUGUUAGGAAAGUUUAUAGAAUUCUCAAAUACCUAAAAGGGACCCCUAGAAGAGGUCUACUGUUAAAAAACCGCAGGCAUUUACAAGUUGAAGCCUAUACUGAUGCGGGUUGGGCUGGGUAUGCUAUUGAUAGACGGUCAACUUCUGGUUACUGCACCUUUGUUGGAGGUAACCUUGUCACCUGGCGAAGUAAGAAACAAAAUGUGGUAGCAAGAAGCAGCGCAGAGGCCGAGUUUAGAUCUUCUGCUCAUGGAAUUUGUGAGGUGUUAUGGAUUAAGAAACCAUUGGAAGAAAUAACGUCCUUCGGUGACAGGUCAGAAGAUAUCACACCUUCCAUAUUCACCAACAAGAGCCACUCAACAGAGUUAUUGGACUUAAUUGCCAUGGUACAAGCCACUUUUUUUCUAAUCCUUGCCCUCAUAUUUUACUGUUCUUGUUGUACUAAUGAAUUUUGCACUGCCAUAGACACAAUUACAUCUACUCAACCCAUCAGUGACACUGAAACUAUAAUCUCCGAUGGUGACACCUUCAAAUUGGGAUUUUUUAGCCCUGUUAAUUCUAGUAAAAGGUACGUUGGUAUCUGGUACAAUGAGAUCUCUGUGACGGCUGUGGUAUGGGUAGCGAAUUGGGAUAAACCUCUUAAUGAUUCUUCUGGGACUGUGACAAUAUCCAAGGAUGGCAAUCUUGUGGUCUUGGAUGGACAGAAACAGAUUGUUUGGUCAUCAGGUGUUGCACAUUCUUCUGUGAGUUCAAGUGCCCAGCUUUCUGAUUCCGGGAACCUUGUAUUGCGAGAUGACUCUAAUGGAAACAUAAUGUGGGAGAGUUUUGAACACCCUUCUGAUUCUUUCUUGCAGGGGAUGAAACUUAGUACCAACAGGUUUACAGAUAAGAAGACUCAGCUGACCUCAUGGAAAAGUCCUUCAGAUCCAUCCAAUGGAAGGUUCACCUUGGGCAUCAAUCCUCAGAAUAUUCCGGAAAUAUAUAUGUGGAACGGCAGUCGUCCAUACUGGCGGAGCGGUCCAUGGGAUGGGCAGAUUUUUAUCGGCAUACCUGAAAUGAAUUCGGUGUACCAUUUUAACACAUAUGAUGUUGCAGAGGAUAAAGAAGGGAACGUGUACAUAAGUUAUACCUAUUUAAAAGUGUCUCCUUUGUUAUUUAUUACCUUAAGUUCAGAUGGAAAUCUAAUGAAGAAGAACAAGAGUUGGGAAAAUGUGUGGUCGGCUCCAGAUAUUGAAUGUGAAGUUUAUGGCAAGUGUGGUCCAUUUGGGAGCUGCAAUGAGCACGGUUUACCAAUUUGCACCUGUUUACAAGGGUUUGUUCCAAAGCAUAUCGAGGAAUGGAGUAGAGGAAAUUGGACCAGUGGAUGUGUAAGGAGGAUACAGAGACAAUUGCAGUGUGAGAGAAACAACAGUGGUGGUGAAAAGGGCAAAGAAGAUGGGUUUAUAAAGCUAAUGAUGGUGAAAGUGCCGGCCUUCGCUGAGUUGCUGCUAUUUGCUCCUGAAGACAAGUGCAGAAGUCAGUGCUUGAAUAAUUGUUCUUGUAUAGCUUAUUCAUAUAAAAUUGGCAUUGGUUGUAUGCAGUGGAGUGGAGACUUAAUUGACAUACAGGAAUUCUCCGACGGUGGAGCAGAUCUUUACAUCCGUGUUGCAUAUUCAGAACUUGAAAAAAAGAGAAUAACAAAACUAGAUAUCACAAUUGCAGUGCUCAUAGGCUCAUUGACCAUUGCAAUCUGUAUCUUUCUUUCCUGGAUGUGGAUGGCUAGACCACGAGGAAGGAAGAAAAAGAGGGCGAAGUUAUUAUUUAAAAGAGGGGUAGUGAAUCCAGAUUGUUCAAAUGAAAGAAUGCUUGGAGAUAAUCUCGACCAAAUUAAACUCGAAGAGCUACCUCUUUUCAGUUUUGAGAAACUAGCAAUUGCAACAGACAAUUUUGAUGUGGCCAAUAAGCUUGGGCAGGGUGGUUUUGGUCCUGUGUACAAGGGAAAACUGUCUAGCGGACAAGAUAUAGCUGUCAAACGGCUUUCGAGAUCCUCUAGACAAGGGCUGGAGGAGUUUAUGAAUGAGGUUGUGGUAAUUUCCCAACUCCAACAUCGCAAUCUUGUUAGACUUCUUGGCUGCUGUGUGGAAGGAGAAGAAAAAAUGUUGAUCUAUGAAUACAUGCCAAAUAAAAGCUUGGAUGCAUUUCUCUUUGAUCCAAUCAAGCAAAGACUCCUAGAUUGGAGAAGAUGUGCUAUCAUUAUUGAAGGGAUUAGCCGAGGCCUUCUUUACCUUCAUAGGGAUUCUAGAUUAAGGAUUAUACAUAGAGAUCUGAAGACAAGUAAUGUUCUAUUGGAUGAAAAUUUAAAUCCAAAAAUAUCAGAUUUCGGCUUGGCAAAGAUUUUUGGAGGCAACCAAGAACAAGCCAACACUAGAAGGGUUGUUGGAACCUAUGGCUAUAUGGCCCCCGAAUAUGCAAUGCAUGGAAGAUUCUCAGAAAAAUCUGAUGUCUUUAGCUUUGGAGUAUUGUUGUUAGAGAUAGUAAGCGGGCGAAAGAACACUAGCUUUUACCACGAUGAGCACUCUUUAACCCUUCUAGGAUUUGCCUGGAAGUUGUGGAAUGAAGAUAGGAUCGUAAUGCUAAUAGAUCCAACAAUUUCCGAUCCAUGCUUCCAAGUUGAGAUCUUGAGAUACAUACAUAUAGGAUUGUUGUGUGUGCAAGAUUCUGCCACUGAUAGGCCAACUAUGUCGACCGUUCUUUUGAUGCUUAGUAGUGAAAUUGCAAAUCUUCCAACUCCAAAGCAACCUGCAUUUACUGAAAUAUGCAGUCUCUCAAAUAUACGGUCUUCUCAACAGAGCCAAAGGGGAUGUUCUGCAAACAAUGUAACUAUUACAACCAUGUAUGGCCGUUAGCAUGCAACUUCUUCUACUAUUCCUCUUACUAUCAUCCAUUAAGUACACUUUAAUUGGUUAUGCAAAAUGUUGUUUUGUUUUACAUAAUGUGUUCAUCAACUGUAUGA
Cornus florida is the source of this 3545-nucleotide messenger RNA. RefSeq names its product G-type lectin S-receptor-like serine/threonine-protein kinase At1g11330. Gene Ontology annotation, biological process: recognition of pollen; protein phosphorylation. The coding region runs from base 1 to 3438 and encodes 1145 amino acids. NCBI's taxonomy places the organism in Eukaryota, Viridiplantae, Streptophyta, Magnoliopsida, Cornales, Cornaceae. Gene Ontology annotation, molecular function: protein serine/threonine kinase activity; ATP binding. The transcript has 11 exons. The record is from RefSeq and is a predicted model, not a curated record.